AUGAUGCUACCUACAGUCACUUUUGGUGUUUUUGCCGACAGCUUGCUGACCUACUUGUUAACGUUUAGGGUACGCCGUCCCGGGCAUACGCACAUCCACGCGGCUUGGAUCAGCUUGUUUGAUGUGUUAUUUCUGAUACAGUGUGGUCAUUUCCAUUCCCUGAUUGCUUAUGGAGUUCCAUGGUGGGGCAUGGUGAUCGAAUUACCCUACACUUACAAUCACUUGACGUGUAAAAUUUACAACGGUUUUCGUGGUUUCAUUUUGAGCGGGAAAAAUAUGCUCGUCUUCCUAAUGGUUGCCCACAUUCUUCGGGAAGGGGAUCGGGCCGAUAUGCGCGCGACUCCACCAUUAGUUAUUCACAGUCAGAUUAUCGCUCUGCUUACUGUUUCGAUCAUGAUCUCCUGUUUCUCCGGCCUUGUGUUCGGAGUACAUCAACAAUGGGGUCGAUUUAUGUGCGCCCCUGAUCCACAAUACGCAAAGAUUGUACAUCAGUUCUACGAUGAACACAUGAAUUUAUUCGUUGACGGUCUGUAUGUUCAUUUGUGCAUUUUCUGCCUGCUCUGGUUAGUCUGGCGUCGAAAAUUGACCACAGAACAGAUCUUAGCCUAUCUGCAUCGCAUACGUUCCCAACGCAACCCGAUCGGACUGGCCGUGUGUUGCGUUGAACGUCGCCUGUUAGACUGGGUUCGAACGUAUCGUGUUCUGUUGUAUCAGGUGAGUAUAUUUUGUUUGGCACGCACCGGUCGAUGCCUGAUUCGUCUGGCGGACUGGACGAAUUUCCGUAUUCUAUACGAUCAGGCUGAAGAUACACCACUAGCCAAAGCGACAGAGUUAUCUUUAACAAACGGGCUUCUGUUUAUUGAAAUUGUACUAACCAGUUUUCCGUUUGUGAUCUGGUACGUACAUGUACCGCAGAUUCAAGUACAUUGUAAGUGUAUGUGGAUGAGUUUCACUUGCAGAUGGACAGUAAAACAACGGCAGCACUAUUUAAAGCAAUUCGAUCCGGCCACCUAUCUGGAAGAAGCGUUAGGAAUUCUUCGUAACCGCCAGAUAUUGGAGCAGCAUUGUAAAUCCGUGCUUUCUUAUCUGCGUAAUAUGGAUCGUCAAUUGCGAGUCAAGUACGACACACUGUCCUCAAUGACUCGAGAUAGUCGACCGACUAGUGUAAUGGAUACAUCCACCACAUGGUCAUUUUCCAGUAUUGCAGUGCAACAUACAAAAUCAAAACAUCAUUUUGGCCUGUCGCAAAAUCCUCAACUUGGUAUUCUGACUCAAUGUUUUCACGCUUUCAUCCGAGGUCACCUUUUGUAUGGUCCCGAUUACCACCCAUCUCUGAAUGGAUUACAGGUCGAGGGUUUUGUGCCCACGGUAAUUAAUCGUGAUGGCACUAGUUAA
Molecule: messenger RNA, 1395 nt
Organism: Echinostoma caproni
Lineage: Eukaryota; Metazoa; Platyhelminthes; Trematoda; Plagiorchiida; Echinostomatidae
Source: the annotation of a GenBank genome assembly